Messenger RNA from Besnoitia besnoiti, 810 nucleotides. RefSeq names its product putative SF-assemblin. Lineage: Eukaryota; Apicomplexa; Conoidasida; Eucoccidiorida; Sarcocystidae. The transcript has 5 exons. Gene Ontology annotation, molecular function: structural constituent of cytoskeleton. The record is from RefSeq and is a predicted model, not a curated record. The coding region runs from base 1 to 810 and encodes 269 amino acids.
AUGGAUCACCAAUUCACGCAGAGCCAGUGUUCCCUCGGGGCGGGCGACGCCUUCAGCGGCAACCAGUCAACACGCUCCAAGCUCGCCGUUCUCAGCGAGCGCAUCCAUGGCUUCGAGAAGCAGAUGGAAACUGAGGCGAAGCAGCGACGAGAGAGCGAGGAGAGCCGCAUCAUCGCCAUCAAGGAGGCCAUCACAAAGCUCGAAAAGACCCUAAACGCGGAAAUCAAACGGCGCGUGGAGGCCAACAAAGCUCUGCAGGCGAUGUUCGAAAGCCAGCUGCUUGGCGUGCAAGACAAGCUCUCUUCGGUCUUCGUGGAGAAGUUUGAUCAGCUACAGGGCGCUCUGGACGCCUUGAACGACCGCCUCACAAUCGUGGAACGCGAGUUCGGUGUCGAGAAGGAGAAGCAGGCAAAAGAGUGGGAAGAGAAAAACGGAAUGAUUUUCAAAGACAUGUCGACAAUCAAGGCGGCGCAGGAUGCAGAGAGUCAGCUGAGGCAGGAGAGCGAAGUCCAGCUGGCGAAGCGCCUGGGCGAACUCGAGUAUCGAACCGAGGGAAGAUUCGAGGCUGAAAAGAACACCCGCCAGCAGAAGUAUGACCAAGCGCACGAAGAGCUCGAGGAGGCGAAGCGCAUUCGGGAGCGGAACGAAGAGAAGUUUCAAACAUUCGUCUUGGAGGAAAUCGCCGCUCUCAAAAACGGGCUCGUUCUGGAGUCGCAGGCGCGAGAGGGCGCGGACGACGACAUCGUCCAGGCUGUGAACCACUACACAACUGCGCUGCAGGACGCACUCCGACUUGUUACGACUUCCUAA